AACACACUGUAGUGUGUGUCCUUUUAUUUUUCUCUCUAACAAAAAACAAAAAAAAAAAAAAAAUGAUGGAAGUGGUGGUUAUGAUGAUGUCGGUAUUAGUAGUGGUGAUGUGCGGCGGGGUGGCGUACUUGGUGGCGAGAGGCGGGUACGAAACGGUGUCGUGUUACUGGAUAACACCGCGGCGGAUAAAGAGAAUAAUGGAGGAGCAAGGUGUGCGUGGGCCGAAACCCCGCUUUUUAGUCGGAAACAUUUUGGACAUGGCUACAUUGGUCGCUAAAUCCACCUCUCACGACAUGGAUUCCGUCAACCACGACGUCGUUUCCCGCCUCCUCCCCCACUUCGUCUCCUGGUCCCAAUCCUACGGAAAGAGGUUUAUUUAUUGGAAUGGAGUUGAGCCGAGGCUGUGCUUGACGGAGACGGAGCUGAUAAAGGAGCUUUUGUCAAAGCACAGCGCGAUUUCCGGCAAGUCGUGGAUGCAGCAGCAGGGGUCAAAGCAUUUCAUCGGACGUGGACUUUUGAUGGCUAACGGCGACGACUGGUAUCAUCAGAGACACAUCGUCGCUCCUGCAUUCAUGGGCGACAAGCUCAAGAGUUAUGCAGGGUACAUGGUGGAAUGCACGAGGCAGAUGAUGGAAUCUUUGGGGAAGGCGGUGGAGAAGGGGCAAACGGAGUUCGAGAUCGGAGAACACAUGACACGUUUGACGGCGGAUAUUAUUUCCAGGACUGAAUUUGAUUCUAAUUACGAAAAGGGGAAGCAGAUUUUCCAUCUCCUCACUCUUCUUCAGCAUCUCUGCGCACGUGCCACCCGCCAUUUAUGCUUCCCCGGCAGCAGGUUUUUGCCGAGCAAGUACAACAGAGAGAUAAAGUCGCUGAAAGGGGAGGUGGAGAGGCUGCUGAUGGAGAUAAUACAGAGCCGCCAGGACUGCGUUGAGAUCGGCCGGAGUAGCUCUUACGGCGACGAUUUGCUCGGAAUGCUGCUCAACGAAAUGCAGAAGAAGAAAUCCGGCGACGGCUUCAGCUUGAAUCUGCAGCUUAUUAUGGACGAGUGCAAGACUUUCUUCUUCGCCGGCCACGAAACCACCGCCCUCCUGCUCACGUGGACUGUCAUGCUCCUCGCCACCAAUCCCUCUUGGCAGGACAAAGUCAGGGCGGAGGUCAAACAACUUUGCGGCGGCGCUCCGCCUUCACCCGAUCACCUCUCCAAGCUCACUACGCUAAAUAUGGUGAUAAAUGAGUCGCUAAGGCUAUAUCCACCGGCUUCACUUCUUCCUCGAAUGGCAUUUGAGGAUUUUAAAUUGGGCGAUCUUCACAUUCCAAAGGGUCUCUCAAUAUGGAUACCGGUUCUCGCAAUUCACCACAACGAAGAAAUAUGGGGCAAAGACGUGAACGAGUUCAACCCGGAUCGAUUCGGAUCCAGAUCCUCCGGAUCGGGCCGACAUUUCAUACCGUUUGCAGCUGGCCCAAGGAACUGCGUGGGCCAGGCAUUCGCGCUCAUGGAAGCCAAAAUUAUCUUAGCCAUGUUGAUAUCGAAAUUCAGCUUCGAAAUCUCUGAAAAUUACCGUCAUGCCCCUGUGAUUGUCCUCACUAUGAAGCCCAAGUACGGAGUUCAAAUCAGAUUGAAACCGUUGGCAAAAUAAUCCAUGAUAAUUAAAAUUUUGGCGAAAA
This is a messenger RNA of Erythranthe guttata (spotted monkey flower), 1665 nucleotides long. RefSeq names its product cytokinin hydroxylase. The record is from RefSeq and is a predicted model, not a curated record. Lineage: Eukaryota; Viridiplantae; Streptophyta; Magnoliopsida; Lamiales; Phrymaceae. Gene Ontology annotation, molecular function: iron ion binding; monooxygenase activity; oxidoreductase activity, acting on paired donors, with incorporation or reduction of molecular oxygen.